Rhodamnia argentea is the source of this 2895-nucleotide messenger RNA. RefSeq names its product pentatricopeptide repeat-containing protein At5g24830. Bases 380 to 2143 code for a protein of 587 amino acids. The record is from RefSeq and is a predicted model, not a curated record. The transcript has 8 exons. Gene Ontology annotation, molecular function: protein binding. Lineage: Eukaryota; Viridiplantae; Streptophyta; Magnoliopsida; Myrtales; Myrtaceae.
GUCUCUCUCGGCUUCUCGGCUUCAAAUUUAGGCCGUCGCCAACCUCCGACGAAAUAGUAAUCUCCGCUGUCACGGCAAUUAUAGAUUUGGCUUUGUGUAGAUAGUGGAUGCAUUUUUUAUACUGCUUCAAUGAUUAUGCGGAUAUAUUGAGGAAUUGUGUUUAGAGGGGCAAUUGAUGUCCGCAUUAUGGUUGUAUGAGAAUAUGGAACGGGGCAGUGCUGAUCCUGAGCUAAUUUCUCAUAAAUUUCUCUUGACUGAGCACAUUUAUCAUGGAGAAUCCGGGGAGAGGAGAGGAGGUUGAUGAAUUUCAAUUCAGUGGAUGUUCUGACAGAGAUGCUGUAGAUGCCCAUGAUUGGAAGAUAUAAAGAGAGACUAUACCAUGGCUUUAUUAAUUGCCCGUGGGGAUCCAUUUUUAGCACCUUUGUUGUCCUCCCAUGUUUUCCUUCUCCAAUUCAUGGACAGUAUCCUUGACUGCAUCAAGCGCAAUGUUACUGAUAUCCUCUUCUCCAAAACCAAUAUUUAUCCUCAACCAAGAAUUUGUGAGCAAAAUGGUCUUGCUUUGCCCCUUGAAGUUGCUGUGGAGACUCUGCGAAACUGGGUGGCAAGAGAAGAUUGCUUUCCAGAAGAGGAUAACUGUAACAACAAGGGGAACCCAAAGGAAGUUUACAAUGUUUUGGAUGGAUUGCUAAAGGGAAAUUUGGAGCGUCUAAAAUCAAUGAGGGAGAGCAUAGAUGUGACAGGCAUGGUUGAUGGUGGGUACAAUUUAGUGGCUAAUUAUGAGGAUCAUGAAGGUAUAUUAAGGAGUUUGUGUUCAGAGGGUAAGCUGGGGGCUGCGCUAUGGUUGCGUGAGAAAAUGAUACAACAUGGUGCUGUUCCUGAUAUAGUUUCUCACAACUAUCUCUUAAGUGGAUUGUGUCGAAGUGGUAACUUAGAGAAGGCAGGUUCUCUGUUUGCGGAUAUGUUGAAAAUGGGACCUUUUCCCAAUUGUGUAUCCUUCAACAGUUACAUCAUGGGCUAUUGCCGUACUAAUGACAUGGACAAUGCUCUUUGUCUUUUGUCUUCUAUGGAGAGUUGUGGUGUUCAGCCAAAUCGUAUAACCUGUAACAUACUAGUGCAUGCUUUGUGCAAGAGGGGUCUUUUGGAGGAAGCUAGGCAGCUUCUUGGUCGGUUAGUUAAUGAGGAUAAUGACAAGGCAUCCUCGGAUUUAAUCGCAUCAACUAUACUGAUGGAUGGUUAUUUUAAGAAUGGUAAUGUUCUUGAGGCAGUUUAUACAUGGGACAAGAUAUCUCAGGAGAAAAAUAAGAUGGAUGUGAUUAUUUACAAUGCUUUUAUUCAUGGACUUAUUUCAAAUGGAGACAUGAGGAGUGCGAUUGGUGCAUUUUGUCAAAUGCUGAAAAAAGGUUUCCAUCCUGAUGUUUUUACUUACAAUAUUCUUUUAAGAGGAUUCUAUGAAGAAGGAAAAUUGUGUGAGGCGUCCCAUGUCUACUGCAUUAUGUUAAUGAACGGAGUUGCUCCGUAUUUGAUCACUUACAAAAUAAUUAUUCGAGGCUUAUGUGCUCAUGGAGAUGUUGAGAAAGCAUAUGAGUUUCUUCAGCUUAUGUUAAAGGAGUCAAUGGUGCCUGAUCCAUCCAUAUGGAAUUGUGUUAUUAAUGGUUAUGGAAGAGGCGGUGAUCUUGGUAGAGCGCUAUUUGUGAGGGAUCAGAUGUUGGUGUCUGGCAUUGCGCCAAAUGUUUUUACAUAUAAUGCAUUAAUAGAUGCACAAGUAAAGAGGGGAGAUCUUUCAGAUGCUUGCUUGCUCAUGCGAGAGAUGCAUCCAAAGGGGCUUUUUGCUGAUGUGGUUACUUACAAUAUGUUGAUAGGUGCUGCUUGUAACUUACGCCAGAUGGAUUUUGCACUUCGGUUAUACAAUGAAAUGAUGAGAAUGGGGUGUAAACCGGACAUUGUAACCUAUACUGAACUAAUCAGGGCUUACUGUGUGAGAGGUGACUUGAACAAGGCGGAAAGGCUUUUUGACAAGAUACAAAAAUCUGGAAUACCAAAUGGUCAUGUUCCCCUGAAGAUUCUUGUUAAUGGAUACUGCAAAAUGGGGAAGCUUAAUCUGGCUUUUAACCUCUAUAAGAAGUGGCUAUCGAACUGGAACUGACUUCCCCUUUUUAUGCUAGAGAAGUUGGGAUUCUCCCCACAUGCAACUGCAAUUUCUCUUAGGCAUAAUUCAUGAUGGUGGCUUUUCCACUUGUGGUGGCUGUGUAUUAUGCAUCAGCUUGAUCCAAGGAUUCUGAUACCACGACGGAGUUCCAGAAAGGAUUUAACUGUCAGAGAAGAAGCAGUUUCAAAAAAUAUCUAAAGGGGGUUUCUCCUUUAGCUUGUCCAUGCACAAUGUUAGCAUCAUAUUGAGGCAUGCUUUCCACAGGAGAAAGUUUCAUGCUGCAAGAGCAAUAUAAUGCCGCAUGGAGAAUGCAUCUAGCUACGCAUUCACAUUUGUGGGAGCAGAGUGUCAUCCCAAAAAGACAAAAAGGAAAAGGUCCUUGCGGACCUUUAUUCCGGUGAUGAGCUUGUGUGGUCGGAGCCGCCAGGUGAAUAUAUGUGCGAGGAUGUGCUGGCUAAACAUGGGAGAGAACAGGAGGAAGGGCUUGUUAUACGGCUGGACUCCAUUGUGGAGACCUAUUCCUCUGAUGGGCUUGAGUUAAUAUCUCCACUCACUGUGACAAAGCCAGUCAUGGGUAUGAUUUGGAUCACUCAGUUUUGCAAGUGUGUGUUGUCUAGACUUACUAUUAGAGGGACUUCUCAAUGUACUAGUAUGGUGUCUUAUGCCCCUGUAUUAGGGAUUAACGAGCAAAAACGCAUUUUGUAGUAGGGACCACCAGACAGCUAUUGCACGUUUGGUAGUUCAUUACA